Chrysochloris asiatica (Cape golden mole) is the source of this 1595-nucleotide messenger RNA. RefSeq names its product opioid receptor, mu 1 (gene OPRM1). Lineage: Eukaryota; Metazoa; Chordata; Mammalia; Afrosoricida; Chrysochloridae. The record is from RefSeq and is a predicted model, not a curated record. Bases 224 to 1429 code for a protein of 401 amino acids. The transcript has 4 exons. Gene Ontology annotation, molecular function: morphine receptor activity; beta-endorphin receptor activity; neuropeptide binding. Gene Ontology annotation, biological process: G protein-coupled opioid receptor signaling pathway; sensory perception of pain; neuropeptide signaling pathway. Gene Ontology annotation, cellular component: neuron projection; membrane.
GGUUGUGUCUCAGCAUACUACUAAGGUGGGAGGGGGCUCCAGGCAGAUGCUCAGCUCUCCCCUUCUGCUGACGCUCCCACCUGGCUUCACCAAGGCUGUUCUUUGAAAGAAAUUGCCGGAGCUGUGGCAGCUGCUCGAGCAAGCAGCCGAAGCGCGUGGAACCUGAAAAGUCCGGGUGCGCUAGGCUCUCUCACAACUUGGUCCCCAGACCGACAUCAGCACCAUGGACAGCAGCAGCGUCCUCACCAAUGUUAGCAAUUGCACUGAUCCCUUUAAGCGCUCUGCAAGUUGCUCCCUGGUACCCGGCCCCAGGUCCUGGGUCAACUUGUCCCACUUGGAUGGCAACCUGUCCGACCCGUGCGGUCCGAACCGCACGGAACUGGGCGGCAGCGACAGCCUGUGCCCCUCGACCGGCAGCCCUUCCAUGAUCACGGCCGUCACCAUCAUGGCCCUGUACUCCAUCGUAUGCGUGGUGGGUCUCUUCGGAAACUUCCUGGUCAUGUACGUCAUUGUCAGAUACACCAAAAUGAAGACGGCCACCAACAUCUAUAUUUUCAACCUUGCUCUGGCCGAUGCCUUGGCAACCAGUACCCUGCCCUUCCAGAGUGUCAAUUACCUGAUGGGAACAUGGCCAUUUGGAACCAUCCUCUGCAAGAUCGUAAUUUCCAUAGAUUACUAUAACAUGUUCACCAGCAUCUUCACCCUCUGCACCAUGAGUGUUGACCGCUACAUUGCCGUCUGCCACCCAGUCAAGGCCCUGGAUUUCCGUACCCCCCGCAAUGCCAAAAUUGUCAAUGUCUGCAACUGGAUCCUUUCUUCAACCAUUGGCCUGCCUGUAAUGUUCAUGGCAACAACAAAAUACAGGCACGGUUCCAUAGACUGUACUCUGACAUUCUCUCACCCAACCUGGUAUUGGGAAAACCUGCUGAAAAUAUGUGUCUUCAUCUUUGCCUUCAUCAUGCCUGUCCUUAUCAUCACCGUGUGUUAUGGACUGAUGAUAUUACGCCUCAAGAGUGUCCGCAUGCUGUCUGGCUCUAAAGAGAAGGACAGGAACCUGCGGAGAAUCACCAGAAUGGUCCUGGUGGUCGUGGCUGUGUUUAUCAUCUGCUGGACCCCCAUUCACAUUUAUGUCAUCAUUAAAGCCUUGAUCACCAUUCCAGAAACUACUUUCCAGACAGUUUCUUGGCACUUCUGCAUUGCACUAGGUUACACAAACAGCUGCCUAAACCCGGUCCUUUAUGCAUUUCUGGAUGAAAACUUCAAACGAUGCUUCAGAGAGUUCUGUAUCCCAACCUCCUCCACCAUUGAGCAACAAAACUCCACUCGAAUCCGUCAAAACACAAGAGACCACCCCUCCACCGCCAAUACAGUGGAUAGGACUAACCAUCAGCUAGAAAAUCUGGAAGUGGAAACUGUUCCCUUGCCGUAAAUGAGUCUUAUGCCAGUACGGCCCUCAUUGAGUUUAGACGCCACCAUCUAUGUGGAAGCAGGUCACAGUGAAAGUAUGUGGGAGUCUCUAGAUCGACAGGAAAGUACCCGAUUCUGAGUCAUCAAAACUCUUUCUUCUCUGACAACUCAGUACUGCACCUCAGAGG